AACAAACUGUAGGAUUAUGAUUAGACGAUAAAUUGAAUCAUAGUGAUUGGCAGUCUAGAUUAACUCCAACGAGAAAUUGUUAAAGGCAGAAUUAUUUGAUUAGAUAAAAGAGAAAAAAGAAGCGGGAAUCACAGGGUUGACAGGGACUGCAGUGAAACAUGACGUAAGCAUUGUCCCCCGGAACACCAAGCCUCACUAGGUGGGGACAGUGAAAAGAGAUGAUAAAUUUCAAUACCUAAUCUCACCUUAACCUCCUGCAUGAUCUCAUUUUUAUUCCUUGCCUCUCUCUGAUCUCUAGCCCUUUAAGAGUCCUUUAGGUCAGUAUCUCCAUAAGGCCUCUUCCUACGUCUACAAAUUUCAAAUUGCUCUUCCGUGGAAUUGUGGGAGGGAAAAAAAGAUUUCUACAUAACUGCAACAGCCAGCAGAAUGAGAAGUGCUGAGGAUGGAAGCUGGGGAUCUUCGACAGUUGAUCAAGGAGAGUGGUUGAGUUUGAGCUUAAGAAGAAACUCACCUUCAACAUCUAAAGAAUCUGAGUCACAGACAAGACCUACUCCAGGUAAGAUUUUUUCAUGUAACUUCUGCAUGAGGAAGUUCUACAGUUCACAGGCUCUGGGAGGCCAUCAGAAUGCUCACAAGAGGGAAAGAGGAGCAGUGAGACAGUAUCAGUCCCAGAGGAUGAUGACAAUGAUGUCUUUGCCUAUCAACAAUCCCAUGUACAGAUCUCUUGGCAUGAUUCCCCACUCACUUGUGCAUAAAACUGGCAGAGAUGCAAGUACAACAGUGGGAAGGUUCAGCGAGGCUAGUGCAGGCUUUCAAAUGACAUCGCGUCCCAAUCCAGUAGAUGAAAGAUUUGGCUUGAAGUGGCCAGGAAGUUUCCGACUGAAUCCUCAACAAUCAGAAGACCAGGCCUCAAAUACAAAUAAGAUUGAUCUCAAUCUCAAGCUGUAAUUACUAUACACAUCCAUCACAAAUGGAACUAUUUACUAUCCUCUCCUGUAACAGCUUCGGCUUGGUUCAUCAAAAGUACAUGAACUGCCUGUAUGAUCUACGAACACCGAUUUAGAUUAAAAAAGAUCCUAGAGAAGCAGUGCUCCUAAAUGUCAAGACUUCCAGCUAUAACCUGUCAGAUGAAUGAUACCUAAGAUGUAAUAUGUACUUUUCAGUUGCUUUUAUUCCUACUGCACCUAGAACAACUUUUUAACAUCCUCUCUCCCAAAUAGUGGCAGAAGGUUACUGAAUUAUGCAUUUAUAAUUUUUUUGUAUUAAGCUCCAUCAAUCCAGAAGCAUUAUGUUUAAGCUACAAGAAAUUAGACAAAUUCCGAUUAGAUUUUUA
Nicotiana attenuata is the source of this 1333-nucleotide messenger RNA. RefSeq names its product zinc finger protein 4-like. The record is from RefSeq and is a predicted model, not a curated record. NCBI's taxonomy places the organism in Eukaryota, Viridiplantae, Streptophyta, Magnoliopsida, Solanales, Solanaceae. Bases 427 to 948 code for a protein of 173 amino acids. The transcript has a single exon.